GUCUAUCUGUUCCUCAUGUUGAUCUCCAGUAAGCAGUUACCGAUCGGACGUUCCCAGAGCUGGGACACGCUGGGUGGGAAUGAGAGUCAUUGGGAACGAAAUGACAGUGUUUACGAGCAGCAGGCUCGGAUGGCUGGUCGACGGAACUCGCUGAGCUAUGGAGGAGACGCAGGAGGGGGAUGGUACGAGUCAUCUCCUGGAGUUCGUCCCCCUGACCUGGAUUUGAAACGGGAGCCAGAAGCCUACCAGGAAUCUCUUUAUAACCAGGGUUAUUUGGAUUGCCCGAACUACCGUAACAUAAGAAAGAACUCUGUUCCUGAAUUAAACAGCAAUUAUGACCGACCACCAGCUCAUCGUAGCUCUUUGCAACCCCAUGACUACUAUCAACAAGACCCAGGCGUACCACCCAGACCAACAGAAGGUUUCUUUCGUGGGGAUCAGUCUCAUCCUCUUAAUAGGUCAGGAUUACAUUAUGGAAUGACGGCAGGUCCUCGACAAUUGUGGGAGCACAGUUCAGGCGGUAGGCCUGCUUCUGCUGCCCCAACUCCUGGCUUGCCUCCCCCUCCACCAACUGUUCAUGAAGUGGGUCGUAUUUACAGGGACUCAUCCCUGCCUGGGGCCCCGCCCCUUACUCCUGUAUCCAAAAUGAUGCCUGAUGGGCAGCGCAUUCCAAGCAGAGCACCAUCUCCAGCUCGUUAUGUAAUGGAGCCCAAUUCUCCCCGUUAUGGAGCUGAGCCACCUGCCUCUCUUACAAGCCAUCCGAACUACAGUGAUGUUAAUGGAAGAUCAGCUGAUCCUCACCAGCCUACAGCCACCUGCCUGGUGGUUGAUCCAACUGCUCAGGCAAUAGAUGGUACUGCUCGAGGUAUUCUCACUCAUACGGAAAACCCUUCAACAUACACUAUACAGCAGCAACAGCAAGCCCAACAACAGGCUCAACAUCAAGCACAGCAACAAGCACAGCAACAAAUACAACAACAAAUACAGCAGCAGCAAAUGCAGCAAGUUCAGGCAUUGCAACAAAUGCCGCAAGUUCAGCCAGUGCAACAAAUGCCUCAGGUUCAGCAAGUGCAACAAAUGCAACAGGUUCAGCCAGUGCAGCAUAUACAGCAAGUUCAACAGAUACCACAGGUUCAGCCAGUCCAGCAAGUUCCACAUAUGCAAACCAUGGCACCCCAAAAUCCUGUGUACACACCAGCUCCCCCUACUGCCCCAGUAACCACUCCAGGUGUAGCUGCUAUUCCUGUUCAAAUUCCUUCCCAAUUUCCUGCUCAGCCUCCUGCACCUGCUGCUCCUCCCCUUGCCCCUCAAACCCCAGUAGCUCCUGUGGAUCCCAAAAAGCAUGCAGACCCUGAAUUUCUGGCAUUGCUGCAAAAAGAAGGCCUUUCAGAAAGCACCGUCAUUUCUCUUCUGCAGCAAGGUUUUGACUCCAUUGCAAUGUUGGCCAUUAUGGAAGAAAAUGAUGUGCGCUCAGUGGCCCCCAACUUGGGACAAGCGCGGGUUCUAUCUCGCGUCAUGCUCAGUUGCAAAAGACCAUCUGAAGUCCCUCCUGCUACACCUCACCAUCCCACUGUUCCAGUUCGUGGCAGAUCUAACAGCUUUAGCCAUCGCAGCGACACUUACAUGCACCAACCGCCACCCAUGACUCCAGGUAUGGACUCCCAUUACAUGCAGCCACCUGGUACCCCCAUGCAGACUAUUCCUUCAAGAAUGGGGGAAAGCUAUGGUCGCAGACCCAGUAGUGCUCCCUCCCAACAACUUCUUGAGAGCAGUGGGUAUCCUGGAGCAAGGUCUGCAGGAACAUACAGUGGCGCCAUUCAGUCUCGCCCUUUGUCACCCUUUACUCCACACGCUAGCGUACCCCUGCCACCCAUGGCUGCAGUCUCUCAACGAGUAGCCAUUCCGUCACAUCUGCCAGGAAUACCACCACAACUUCCAGUUCCCCAACCAAUGACCUGCCAGUUCCCCAACCAACUGUCUGCAGUUCCCCAACAAAUGACUAUUCCUGCUAUGGCACCCCAGCAUGCUCCUAAAGCAUACACCACCAACUACACUGUCCCCAUGGAAUUAAUGAAGAGGGAUCGUAGUUUGGCACCCAUGCACAGUCCUCACAUGAGCCCACAGGUAAUGCGGAAGGCCGGGGUUGUAGCCUCAGACGGUGCCAUGGUAUCUGUGGGUGGGGCCGUACCAGGCACAAAUGUGAGCCUGGCUAAUCAGAAGCUCAGUCGACGCACUGGACCUCCGGUCAUUGUCUCCACUAUGGCAUCUCCAGACACAAGUAUAAGACCACAAAUCAUGAACGGUCCAAUGCAUCCUCGCCCGCUGGUGGCACUGUUGGAUGGUAGGGACUGCACUGUGGAGAUGCCCAUCCUGAAAGAUCUGGCCACCGUGGCAUUUUGUGACGCACAGUCAACGCAAGAAAUCCACGAGAAGGUGUUGAACGAAGCAGUCGGUGCGAUGAUGUACCACACCAUAACUCUGACCAGAGAGGAUCUGGAGAAGUUUAAAGCUCUACGAAUCAUAAUCCGUAUAGGCAGCGGAUACGACAAUAUCGAUAUUAAGGCCGCUGGAGAAAUGGGUAUUGCGGUGUGUAAUAUCCCAUCAGCCGCAGUGGAGGAGACCGCAGACUCUACGCUUUGCCACAUCUUAAAUCUUUACCGGAGAAACACCUGGCUUUACCAGACCAUGCGCGAGGGGACGCGAGUCCAGAGCGUCGAGCAGAUCAGAGAGGUGGCGUCAGGAGCUGCACGUAUCAGGGGCGAAACACUUGGAUUAAUCGGAUUUGGUCGAUCGGGACAGGCAGUAGCCGUUCGAGCAAAAGCGUUCGGCUUCAACGUGAUCUUUUAUGACCCGUACCUGCAGGACGGUUUAGAGCGGUCACUGGGCGUCCAAAGAGUUUAUACUUUGCAGGAUCUUCUUUACCAGAGUGACUGCGUUUCUCUUCACUGCAACCUAAACGAACAUAACCACCACCUCAUUAAUGACUUCACCAUUAAACAGAUGCGACAGGGAGCGUUUCUUGUGAACACAGCUCGCGGAGGUCUGGUCGAUGAAAAAGCCCUGGCACAGGCUCUGAAAGAGGGAAGAAUACGGGGGGCCGCCCUUGAUGUCCAUGAGUCUGAACCUUUCAGUUUUUCUCAGGGUCCCUUGAAAGACGCACCCAAUCUGAUCUGCACACCGCACACAGCGUGGUACAGCGAGCAAGCGUCACUAGAGAUGAGAGAAGCCGCGGCCACUGAGAUCCGCAGGGCCAUCACCGGUCGUAUCCCGGACAGCCUCAGAAACUGCGUCAACAAAGAGUUUUUUGUUACCACAGCGCCAUGGGGAGUGAUGGAGCAGCAGGUACAUCCGGAGCUCAACGGUGGAGCCUACAGAGUCGCCCCGCCUCUGCCAGCCGUCUCACCUGGCGGCCUGCAAGACAAAAUGUAUACCUAAACAAUGACAGGUUUCCUCCUGGUGUGGUGGGCGUGUCUCCUGGUGGCAUGGGUGGUCAGUUAGAGGGCAUGAUACCUGGCGGGGUCCCCAGUGCCCAUCCCCUUCCUCCUGGUGCCCAGCCCAGCCUCACUCCUUCCCCAACCCAG
This is a messenger RNA of Paramisgurnus dabryanus, 3581 nucleotides long. It is a transcript of the gene ctbp2a, whose product is annotated as C-terminal binding protein 2a. Gene Ontology annotation, cellular component: nucleus. The record is from RefSeq and is a predicted model, not a curated record. NCBI's taxonomy places the organism in Eukaryota, Metazoa, Chordata, Actinopteri, Cypriniformes, Cobitidae. Gene Ontology annotation, biological process: regulation of transcription by RNA polymerase II. Gene Ontology annotation, molecular function: transcription coregulator binding; transcription coactivator activity; transcription corepressor activity.